CACCAGCUGAUAGAAAAUUAAGUCAGGAAAAGUCGAUAUCUGUUGACGAGAAAAGGUUCUGAUUAUGAAGUAUUAUUAAAUACUUACGGUUAUCGUUAUAAUAAUACUGUGAAGUGAAGUGAGAUAAUUUUCUCAAACAUUGUAAUAAUGACUUCUCAUAAUUUAGCCGUAAAGCUUUGCGGUGUCUUACAAUCACAAAGCGAUGAAGAAGUAACAGCUCGCGAGUGGCGUCUAGUGGGCCAAGAACAAGAUGGGUCACAAAUUUUGACAUGGAUAUCGACACGCGAAAGCAAAGACGUAUUAAAUAUAGGCGUGUAUACGAAUAAGACAAAAAGUUUGAAGACCCUUUAUACCUUUGAGGAGAAACUAAACAUAAUACAGGCUUCUGUAAAUUCGUCGCAUAGUUUGGUUGUUUAUGUGGUCAAAGACAUUCCUACAGUUGCGAAUGAAGAGCCCAUUUAUCGACCAUAUCUGGUUGCAAUCCUUCCUGACAAGGUGACUGGACCUGAAGAGGUAGAAGAACAAUCCACGAAACAAAUAAUGGUGCAAUAUGUGUAUGGAAAGAGCAAUAAGUACAGUCCUGGCAUAAGAAAUGACAGAUUCAUAUUGUUCAAGCAUUUAGAAUGUAUUAAAAUAUACAGGACACCAAUGUUUCUAAAUGAAUGUGAUGAUGGCACAGACAAGUGGGGUUUCGAUGGUAUUUAUCCGGAGCCAGAGACAAUUGUUCAUGUUUUUUCUUGGGCCCAAUGGGAUUGUGUCAAUCAAGUUCUAUUCUACAUCCACUAUCGAGCGCCAACUCAAAGCUUUGCUGAGGACGAAGAAGAGAAAUCUCCAACUGAACUGACGCCAACACUAUCAGCAUUACAGUUUCACGCUGAUUUGCCUCAUGAGACUGUGCUUAACAUUCCCCUGUCUCUGCCGCACAUGCCGGGAGCGCAUGGCGCGGCGUCUGCCUGCGGGUCGUAUGAAGAUGACCCUGUACCUUUACGGGUACAUGACUGUAGCCUCGACCUAUAUAUCAUUUGCGAUCAGCGAGGGAUGCUGUGCGUUUGUCAUCAUUAUCUUUACAAGCCACUAGACGACUCGACUAGUUCUCUUGUGCUGGAUGACGUGGAUCUGAAAGACUCGGGUGUGAACUUCGCAUACUCUGUGACGCUAUUACACCACGGUUGCGUGGUGCACAAUGUGGUGCCUGAUCUGCCCUGGUCUUUGGCCAAGUCUUUACGACCUUCGUAUACAUUGUAUGCUGAGAACCACUUGCUCGUACACAUACCAAUGCUGUUCACGCACCUAAUCGACAUAAGCCCACACCACGAACCAUGCUGCCACAUAGUCAUGCCCUCAGAGAGUACAGAGAGUGGGCCCAGUCUUGCCCCACUUGUGGGCUGGGGGCCACACACUAUGGUGGACUUGAACACUUUAGAUAUUGUUACUAUGAACGUAGCGGAGAAGGACUUGGCUGCUACGUUCAAGAGCGAUACGGUGGUGGAGAAUAGAUUGGGUGUCCUGCAUUAUUUAGUGCAGCAUGAGGGCAACACGGAUCUGGCGGAAGAUCUAAUAUCCUGGCUCUGCGUGAACCAAAAUGACGGUCUAGGCGGUCUACAAAAAGUAAUGCAGGAGUAUUUAGUAGGCACUACAUACGCAGUGACGCGCCGCUCGCUGCCCGCCGCCGCCGCUACUCUUAUGAACUGGCUGCCGUUCACUUUGCACUUGAAGUUUGGUGAUGUUAAGGCGGGCGCGGUGUGCGUGUCGGUGUCGCAGGCGGCGCUGUGGCGCAGCGCGGUGGCGGCCGUGGUGCUGUCGCCGCGCCAGCGCGUGAGCCAGUUCGCGGAGGACGCGUGGACGCGCCUGUGGGCCGCGCUGUGCGCGCUGGCCGCGCCGCGCGCGCGCCUGCAGCCCGCCGCCGUGCUGGAGCGCCUGCGUGUGAGCCUGCACUGCUACCAGCCGGAAGCGCUGUCCCGCAGCAGCACGCCGCUGUCCCCCACUGCGGCCCCGCUGGCCCCGCGCCGCGCGUCGUUCGCGGCGCAGGACGCCUUCCCCUUCGUCGAGCUGGACGUGUGCACGGCCAGCAAGCAGGAGCAUGUUAUAGCUGCUAAUUUACGCGCCGUAAGCGUGCACCUGAUGCGCGAAAGCAACAACGGCAGCGCUGGAGCGCUUGAAAGCGGAAUCCACGCGCUCGCAACCCGCUGGGCCGCUGCACAACUGGACGCGUCUAGAGCGCUCUGCCGUGCAGCGCUGAAAGCGGCAGCUGCGAUACCGCUUCCGCACCAACCGCGCGGUUUUGCAUACGUAGAUGAGCUAGAACCGAGUCACGCGUUGAUUCUCUUCAAGCUGCUAGAACAGUACUACGUGUCUACGGACUCGCUCGCGUUCCCACUGCCGCAGGGCUUCAGUUCGUUCUUCACGUAUCUCGGAUAUAAGACGCUACGGUUCCAUGCGUUCGCGCAGUACGUACAUCGGAACGUGUUUGAGUUGCAGAUUGACGUGCUGAAGGCUAUUAUUGCCAGUAAAGACGACGACAGCACAUGCACAGUGAACAACAAGCUGCGUCUGAUACAACUAGUGGGGGAGGGGCGUGGUCGUAGGGCACUAGCGUCUUGGCCGAACAAAGCUGCACUUGUGCUGCGUGCGAGAGACCAUGCGGCUGCGCUAUUGAGUGGAGUCACUGCGCCUGCGCGGGACCAUCACCCGCAUCGACCUAUUAAGGAUACUGGUAUAGCAGCUCUUCCAUCAGGUGAACGUCUAUCUCCAUUAGAUACAUUCCUGGAUCUCCUCACAGCCAAAGCGAGCCUCAACGAAUUGGACUUUAAUCUGAUCAUAGAGGCCACUUUAGCGUCUGUGCAGCAAGACGUAACUGUUUAGAUUGCAGUCAGUAUUGUUGUUUUAUCUGUACUAUUUUACAUUCAGAUAAAUAAUCUGUAUUUUAACUAUUUACGAUUUUUUUCAUUUGAAUCCAUUAUUGUUACAUAAGAAGUAUUGUUUAUUGUUAAUUUUAUUUUGCUGUACAAAAGUUAUUUUAGUAGUUUACUCUGUUAUCUAUGAUUUUAAUGUCAAAAAAUUAUUUAUUUUAAUUUUAAAAUGUUGUAACUAUGUUACGGUAAGGUAAAAAGUAAAUGUAGUAAUUUUUGAAAAUAUUUUAACUUAUUGCAAUCUUAGUACUAAGUGAUUUUUAGCCCUUACUUAAUAUAAUUUUUAAAGUUCAAAGUUUUAGAAUUAGGCUAUUGAUCUCUUUUAAACUAUUUAUAGGAAGUUAAGGAAUUUUUUUCACAAUAAAAUGGUUUAAUUAAAAAAAAAUGUUUUAUAUAUUUCAUAAAACAAAUAUAAUAUCAUUUAUUGGCACAACAAUGCACUUUAAAAAUUUCUCGUGAGGUAAUAGUAUUCCCACUUAAUCUGCAAAUCAAGGUGACAGAAUCAAAAUUAAAAAGUAUUAUUACAGAUCUUAUAAGUAUUAUAGCAUGCAAUAUGUUAACAUAUUGCAUUUAUGAGAAAUGUGGCGGCCAUACAAACAUACAAAGGUUAACACAAUUAAAAAAAAAGUGCAGUAUUUUUCAUGCUGGUAUUAUUUUUAAGCGUUAAUUUGACUACUAUUAAUUUAUAUAAAUUUAUAACUAAUAUAAAAAAUUCGAUCACGAGGCGGGACUCGAACCCGCAUCCUUUCGCGCCAUUCCGGGGCAAAUGCUUGACCAACUCGGCCACUCGUGACCCAGUACUAUUAAUUUCAUAAAGACUAAAGCCAAAAGGUUAAUGUUGUUUUUUUUUGUUUCAACAAAGUGCAAUGCGCAAGUUUUUUUACUGCGUGAUUAGUUUUAGGAUAAAUGCAUUUUUACCUUAACAUUAGUGAAUACAAAAUUAAGGUCAAUGUUAACCAUAAUUUGUCUUAAUAGUUUGUGUCAGCACAAAUAAUUUAUUAUAUACUGAUGUUUAAAUUAUAAUUAUUGUAGAUUUAAUUUUUAACAUUCCAUUGUGAUUGCAAUAUUUAUUGAUAAAAUAAAAAAAUG
Messenger RNA from Colias croceus (clouded yellow), 3998 nucleotides. RefSeq names its product protein pigeon (gene pigeon). The transcript is spliced from 14 exons. NCBI's taxonomy places the organism in Eukaryota, Metazoa, Arthropoda, Insecta, Lepidoptera, Pieridae. Gene Ontology annotation, biological process: positive regulation of amyloid-beta formation. The record is from RefSeq and is a predicted model, not a curated record. Gene Ontology annotation, cellular component: trans-Golgi network. Bases 148 to 2862 code for a protein of 904 amino acids.